GCCCGUGCUCUUCUCUUCCCUCAUCACAUUUGUUCAACUUACAAACGACUCUAGAGUGCCCCGAAGUAAAGCAUUUGAAGCGAAGUAAUGAAUGUUUUAUGACGAAGGUUUAACAAAAGACGACGCUGAGAAAAAAAAGAGAGAGAAAGAGGGAUGGAUAAAUAAAUAAAUGAAAACUUCCGCUUCGAAUAAUUUUAUGAAUCGUUUGUACACACAUCAAAACAGAAUUUAUUAUCAAUUGUUAUCAACACUGGGUUGUUACAGCAGAUCACGCUUUCUAAACAGAAGCUUAUCGUUUGUCAUGAUAUUUUUUUCAUCAUCCGCAUGAUCAAUUUCUAUGGAGAGCUUCCGCUGUUGAGAUAAUUCGAAGCCAA
Molecule: messenger RNA, 374 nt
Organism: Clunio marinus
Lineage: Eukaryota; Metazoa; Arthropoda; Insecta; Diptera; Chironomidae
Source: the annotation of a GenBank genome assembly